Molecule: messenger RNA, 14925 nt
Organism: Temnothorax curvispinosus
Lineage: Eukaryota; Metazoa; Arthropoda; Insecta; Hymenoptera; Formicidae
Gene: crp
Product: transcription activator MSS11
Exons: 5
Coding region: 45-1304 (419 amino acids)
Biological process (GO): regulation of transcription by RNA polymerase II
Cellular component (GO): nucleus
Molecular function (GO): RNA polymerase II cis-regulatory region sequence-specific DNA binding; DNA-binding transcription factor activity, RNA polymerase II-specific
Source: RefSeq, a predicted model, not a curated record
UGAAGGAACGCAGGUGUCGGAGAGGAAAGCCUGGGGCAGCAACCAUGGCUGCGAUACUCCAACAGACUGCCGAAUACAUAUACCAAUUAGAGCAAGAGAAGACACAACUGCUGUCACAAAAUAGCCAACUAAAACGGUUGAUAAAUCAACACGAAGGUGAUGUACCUAUCAAGAAACGCAAACCCGAUACCCAAGCCCAAGGUGUUGUCGUUAGUGUACCAAUGCACGUCAGCGAAAGCGGCGACGAGGGCUUGGGCAGCAUGUCCCCCGAGCCGUUGUCGGUAAUCACAGUGCCCACAGAGGUACCACAACAUUCCGUUGUGAACCCCGACGUAGAGCAGCUCAAGCGACAGCUAGAAAGGGAGCGUCACGCGAGACUGCAUUUAGAGAAACAGAUGAGAGCAAUUCAGACCCAGUUGUAUCCAGAGAGAUUCCGGGACAAUCAGCUAAUCACUUAUCAGCCCCACGAGGUGAUCGAGCACACGGAUAACGUGCUAGCACAGGAAACGGAAGAAGCAGUGGCCUCGCUUCAGGUGGUAUCGGUCAUGGCUCUGCCGCCGGUGGGCUCCAAUCAAACCGUGGAGACGUCCAGCCCGGACCCGAGUUCGCCACCCUUGUCGCCACAGCCGACCGACAUGGUGACGGAAGAGAUCAAAGAAGAGAUCAAAGAAGUCACCUUCACCCAGAAUCAGGUGUUCACGGCGAUGGAGGAACCGACUACGGACUCGUAUUCGUCGUCAAGUCGUGUCACGUAUGCCACUUCGUCCUCCGCAGAUUUUAAGACUGGCUCGCCUCAGUACAUCACCACGAGUCCCACCAGGUCCUUCUCACCGGCCGCCGAGCCUCAACGGCUACCCAGUGUCCUAGAGGCCGCGAUGAAAGCUGAACCCAAAGUCGAGGUGGAGAGGUUGCCUUCCCCAUCGAACUCUCUGGACGACGGUACGCAGACAAGGUUAUACAUCGCGAACACGUCCCGACAGAAUCUGGAAACGAUCGUCGAGGCGAUACGUCACCUGGAGGGCGACCAUCUAUUCAGCGAUGAACCUGCGCAAGAUAUGCCACUGGCACUGACCAACAAGCAACAGCAGCAGCAACAACAACAGCAACAGGCGGCGGCGAACUCGACGUCAACAAAGUCUGCGACCACUACGUCCGCUUCCUCUUCUUCCUCCUCGUCCUCGACGACAUCUGCCACGGCAACACCCGUGAAACAACGGAUACUGCAUGCCGACCAUUUCCUCCAAUUUCAUACGCAACAACAGACCCAGCAGCGGCCGGGCGUGAUCGUGGUGAAGCAUUCGUGAUCCAGCAACACCCCACGUCCCGUACACUGAACGGUGCAUUCAAAACGACGAUGUAUUCUGCUUCAUCGCGCGAAAUCAUCGUGAUUUAUCAUUCGAAAAUGAGGAAUUCCUUUUAGCCGACCCAAGAGAUCGAGCGCUCGCAGAAAUGGGAGAGGUGAUAACGAUCGGGAUAGAAUAUCAUGUGCAUUCUUCCUUUGCGCUGAAGAACUCAGAAGAUAUCCUGCGAGAUGCAUGAAGGGAUCGGAUUUUACAUAUGUUCCUACUACGCGCUUCGUUCGCCUUCGCCUCGACAAGGCUGUUAAGAAGGAUAAUGCAUGCAAUCGGAAGAUUUUUAGAUAAAGGACAAAGUGAUUUUAAAUCGCGGACGUUAGUUUAUAGGUGAAGGCAGAGCUAACUUCGAAGCUUGACGAAAGGAUCCUCAUUGCCGAGUUGUCAAAACGAAACGACGUUAUCGCGCUUUAUCUCAUGUAAAUACUAACGAUUCCUGCUGAUCAAUUCCGACGAUCGCCACGAGAUCGCUUUGAAUCUCGAAGAAUCCCUCCCUCCCUCUCUCUCCUUCUCCUCUGGAGGAAUAUCCUCUUUUCUCGCGAGAAAGUCACGAGGCCCAAAGUGGACGUUUCUCCUUCCGUUUUAGUAGGUAGAACAUUUUUAGGACUUAAAGCAAGUACUACUACCGCGGUAAUAUUUCUAGCAUAAGGCUGCGUAUGCUGUAUGAUAUACAUAUAUACAACAUUACAUACAUAUAUAUUAUUUGUAAAGAGUAUAAAAUAUAUAUACAUAUUUACGUUCUUUUUUUACAUUGUUACGGAAAUGAAAAUACGAGAUGACGACGCGAGGAAAAAUAUUAAGAUAUAACGACGCGUAUAUACAUAUAUAUAUAAAUAUAUGUAUAUGUAUGUAUAUGUUCUUUCGAUACUUAUUACGGGGUUACCACUGGAUAAGCGCGAAACGACUAGAAGAAAGUGGAACUAUCGAACAACAACAAGGUGUUAAUCAAAAUACAUCCGCUGCAACGUUUAAUAUUUGACAUACGUUAGAAAAGCACCGGCGAAGCGGAACUCGCGAUCGGUCAGUUCAAUCCGCGCGCGCGUAUGACUCCUUUCUUCUGUGUUUUCGUGUCGCGAGUUGAAAAUUCCGUUUAAUCUGUGCCAAAUAUCCCCAGAGAGUACCCUUUUGUUCCUUCGUAGUAGAUGUAAUGUUCGUGAUGUAAAAGCGAUGGCGCCGGUUGGUACAUUUAGUAGACCGAAAAAGCAGCGAGUCCACGAUCGCUCGUCCUCUCUAACUUACUCGUCAAUGCGAUACACGGCGACCUGGAGAUGCCGUUUUUGUUCAGUAAAGCGGCGGUUUCUCCCGACUGUCAUUCCCGUUGCGUCGCCGACCACAACCGAUCUCCCUAUUGGAUCAAUAAUUAGCGUCGUUCAACGCUGAUAAUCGCGCAAGGGCUGAAGGGAAACCGGGACGAGUUUUUCUAUCGAGUCAUCGUCGGGCCGAUGUCUUGCGAUUUUCUUCGCGACUUCACUUUUAACCCUCUCGCGUACGAUGCUUUGUAGGAGUUUUUCUACACGACACACGGAUUUCUUAUAGCUUGCGGAUACGAGACUAAGAGGCUUGGAAUUUACAAUUUCUCGUGCCUUUUCGAGGAGAGGAGCGAUCGGCUUUCGGAAAUGGUUGAACAAUCGAUCGACCGGCGGGGAGAAAAGGGCUGCAAACGUUUAGUUUUUCUUUUACUUUUUUUUCGUUUACACGCGUCUAUAUAUUAUGUGCAUUGUAUUUUUUUGUGUUUCUUCUCUUUGUGCGAGUAUACGGUUUCACCGAGUGUAUUGUACAAGCGUUAUCGCUCGUCGAGUGUAGGCCCAUAGACCAAUUUUUAAUCGAUUAGUAUGGAUCCUUUCGCCUGUAAUUGACCAUUAUUACUGAUACUAUUACUAUUAUUACUACUAUUAAUACUACUACUUUUUUUUUACGAUGACGUUGAUUGGUGUACGAAAGCGAACUUGUGUUUGAGAGUUUAAUGCAUAGAUAUCUACGCCUACAGAAAUUAAUUUUAAGUACUUUUUAAGUAUGUAAGUUAGCGAGCAAACAAAGUAAGAUGAGACGGUAAGAAGUACAAUUAAGAUUUUUAGUUAACCUAGCGGUUAGGAUAAAUAUAGGAAUUGUUUAGCAGAGUAUGCAAUUUGAAAUACAUCCAGGUUAAUAUUGUCUAUCUGUACGAUAAAUGUGAACGCUACUCCGUAACUAUAUUGCGUGUAUAUAAUACCUUUUAGCGGAUAUCGCAUAACACAUGAUCACCUAGCUGACGUACCACGCUAGAAUAAGAUAAAACCUCGCCUUUCGUACGUUUCGUCGUUUACAUUUAAUUCACGGCAUCUCAUUUCGACGGCGCGUAUUUGGAUAUUUUUUUAUGUACCAUUGACAUUCUCACCGAUUUUUUCCCCUUAGUACGCAGAGAUAUAAGGACUGUAUUAAUUUUUUGGGGAACUAGAAGAGGGACACGUUUAGCGGAGCAAUUAUUUCCGAAACGUACGAGAGGCGUUUUAUAGGAGAUACGAUUCUAUCUUGGGCUUUCGACAUUCGCGAUGAAAGUGUGAUCCCGGCGUUUCUGAAGUCGCGGAUCUCGAAGGUAAUGUACAAAGCUCGAUGUCGACGUUCACGCGAGGACGCACGAGGGCCUAAAAAGAAUAGACAAAUUCACCCUCGUUUUCCAUCUUUCGUAUUUUCUCUACGAUUCUCUCCCCAACGGUACAGAACUAUAAAUAAACUCACGGCAUUUAUAUCUUCACGGGACAGGACUUGUCGCCAAAUAGAGACGAUCGUAUCUUCUGUAUCUUAUCGCGUUAGAUUCUGCAGUGACAGAAUCUACGAGGUAUGACGAGCGUGCUAUCUUCAUUACUUGGGCUCGAUGCGUUGUCAAGUCAAACGGAAAAAAGUCGCCGGGAAGAUUUUUUUGAAAAUACGAAAAUGGACACGACGCGCGACGUUCAAUGAAUGACAACAAACUGAAUCUUUUCCACGCGAGUCCGAUAUGUACGUCUCGAUUUCCCGCAUACGUCUGAGUCUUAAUAGUUUCGAAAAUCUCGUGCGAGUAUCUUCGGCGCUUCCAUAAUACAUACACACACACACAUACACAUAUAUACACAUACACAUACGAAAAAUUAUAUACAUAUAAAAAAUAUAUAUAUAUACACGUACGGAACUAUAUACGUACGUAUCAAGUAUACGAGUGUUAUGCACAUACGUGCUGCACGCAUUUGAGGAAUCUCUUGGCGAGAUCCUCGAAUUUCGCAAUCGGUACCGAUUCUUUCGUUCUCCCUUAACUCGUUUCGUUUCGGCGCGUUUCUACUUGAUUCUGCGUAAUCGUCCUCGGCAUCCCAGUGUGCCGCGAUUUGUUCUCGAUGGGUGGCAGAAUGCAGGAGAGGACCGAAUUGAAAAAGAAAUUAUAACACAUCGCUGCGCACGUGUUGAAUAAGAUCGGCAUUGUUACGGCAACAUCAUUGCGACGGUCGUGAAAUCGAAUUAAAUUUUAAGCUACUCGAUUGAAUUGAACGAAUCUUUUAAUUAUUAGCUGUGUUGGUUUGAUGUGCGAAAAGUAUUUUAUCAUAUUCUUCAUUACAUACUGAUAUCAUUUGCGAUCGCAUCAAUGCUAGCGUGUGUGUGAACAGAAAGUUUUAUAUCUGAUAUUACUAAAAACUUCUUCUAAUUUAACGGAGUACAUUAGUCAUUAAAAAAUCGUAAGAUUAACAUGUUAAAUAUUUAUGUUAUAUAUUAUAUUUUAUGUUAUAUAUUAUGUAUUUUAAUUAGAAUGUUCUCGCGGAAUAAUGUAAGUCUAUUAAUAAUGAUAAUAAUUAUUACAACCAUAUCUAAAGUUUAUAUUAGAUAUUAGAUAUUAAUACAAUUUUUUGCGUUUACAGCAAAAUUCGCAUUUAAUGUUGUUGGACUAUUCACGCUAUCUGUGAUACAACUAUUUUGCAACUAUCGAUAUUCCGUCAGAUUUUAACGCGUUUUAUUUUAUAUAUCUCUCUGACUGUUAAUCGUUCACUGAUCUAACACGCCCGUCGAAAGUAGGCUUGUAUCGAACAGCCGUGAUACACUCGAUUAUUUAUAGCUUAUUGUUCAGCAAGAUUUAAUUACAAGCGAGCAGUAAGCCCGCUUCAUUUGGGCAUUCAUACUACGUUGAACUCCGAUGCGCUCGCGAAUGUUAUCAGUAUGAAUGAUGAUGAUUACGUUAUCCGUCUAUCAGUAGCAACUUAACCAUAAAAUAACCAUAACUUCUGAAAUGCACCGAAUAAUUCUUCUUUUGGACGCAAUGACAUUUAUUGUCUUGGAAACAAAGAGACAUUUGUUUCCAUUAAGCUUUCGUUCAAUUCCAACGAACUCGAUACGAUAAAUAUUUUACAUAAUGUAACACGUGUGACACAGUAAUUGUCUUGCAAUUUGCGUUUCAUGGAAAUUGAGAAGAAAAUUUACAAGCAAUUUAAAUAAUUGUUUAGAAACAAUUUUAAAAUGCUCGCAAAAUGUCAAUUCUUACCUAUAUGUGUUUUCCCGAUAGUUUUCCGAGAUUAUUCCGAUCAUCGCUCUUAAAAUCAGUUGCAACACGUGCGUCACGAUGCGCGAAGGAAUUUGAGAAAUCUUUAUCGAAAAUUUUAAAUGUCGAUACGUUUGCGCGAGUUUUAAGGGUGAAGACUCGAAAGGUUGAUCUUCGAACGGGGUAUCUCAUCCACGAGAGAGAGAGAGAGAGACACAACGUAAAGAAGUUCCAUUGGGAUUGUAACUAGCGAUAGAUUAAACGGCCGCUCGAAGAUCACACGUUUCGUGAGGAAAGAGUUGUCACUGUCUGUCACGGUGACACGGACAUUCGAUCGACUCGAUCGAAUCUUUUUUAUCGUUGAAUAUAUACAUAUAAAGUAUAAAAAUAAAUAAAUAUAUAUAUAUAUAUAUACACAUAUGCAUAUAUAUAUGUAUGUAUGUGUAUAUAUAUAAUACUAUGGCUCCUAUAACUUCUCUACAGCUUCGUUGAAAAACAGAAAAGAAUAACAGUUUGCAGGAUACGGUUUAACUGCUAAAGAAAGUCGCUGAUAGAGUAACGUAAGGGUGUUGAUAAGGGUGAUAGAAAGUGUGGAUGUGUAAGAAGGAUGAAAAAAAGUGACAGCCGAUCUUUGGGAAUUGCGAGAGCGUGGCUGUGCGAAUCGCGCGUGCGAUCACGAGAGCGACGAGGAGGACUUUAUACUGUUUAAGAUUAAUCCCAAUUUGUACACGUCGUGGCAAAUGGCGACUGAGAGUGGCGCCGAGAUUAACUCAAUCGAUCGUCUUCAGAAGACCACGGAUUUACGUCGUGGAGGGAAGUAGCGAAAUUUCUUUCGGGAUAAAGGAAACGCGCCGGAGUGGAGAAAACUCGAGCGGUAUAAAAGAGUUUUAAAAAAGGAGACAGGGAUAACUCGUCUUUCAAACUUUUCUUCUUUGAAAGAUCGGGAUGACUUUUGGACGUCUCGGAAUGUCUGCGAUAUUAGAAUAGUGUCUUUUACACACAGUCUUCGGGUAUUCGCGUCCAAAAGAAGAAAUUUAAAAAAGGAAAGGAACUAAUUGACGCCGACAUCGUACCCGUUCGCCUUCUGGAGCGCGUUUGACGCAAGAAUCACAAAUUUGUCACAUGUAUGAGUAAAUGUAUCUAGCAUUUGAUUAAGGUCCGAUACCUUUUCGGGCGGAGUUUUUGGUAUCCCAUCAGAAGCUCUCGCAUCUCAUUGGACUUAUAGUAGUAGUCUCUGCAUCAAAUUAAGAUUACGCAACAAGGCUAUUUUUAAAGUAUUCUUUGUGGCUACGAUAAGGUGUGUACACAUACAUAGGCUUUUUUGCUAUACCGAUCUCUGUCAGCAUUGUAUAAUGUAACAACAACUUAGCUUCUUCAAUUCUGUUAAGCUUAGCAGCUUCAUAUAGCGGUCUUCUAUUCUUAUUAUAACCUGGUAAUGCUCCGUAAUUCAAUAAUAAUUCACAUAUUUUAUAAAUAUAUCGAAAAAGAUAUAUAUUAAAAUUCGGCGACGAAAACGUUUCGCGAAAUCGAGUAAUUAUUUUUUUAAUCGGGUCAGCAUCGCGCUCUCUUUCGCCACGGGCCCGCCAGGAAAGAUGUAUAUAGCGUAAAACCAUAAAAAGCGUUAGAGUACUGGCGGAAGAAUGUACAACAGAGAAGUAAAUAAGUAGAUAGAUUUGGUAGAAAGACGAGUGGGACGAGAAUGAGAGAGAAAGGAAUAGGGAGUGCGUGAACACAAGAGAAUACUAGACGGUUAUGUAGAUCGUGCGUAUAAAAUAGCGUGGUAACGAGUAGAUAACGACAGAUUCCAGAAGUCGUUUUUCAGGAACAGAACUGAGUAGCGUGAGCGUUCUCUUGGCGUGAAUUUGCGAGCGGAAGAAAAGAAAGAAGGAUGUGGAAGUGUGAGUGUGCGUAGAUGUAAUUUGUAGUGCGCCGAAAAGAUAUUUCUUUUUUUUUUCAAGUUCUUGAAAUACAUUUCUUUUUCUUUUUUUCUUCUUAAACAAAACAUUUUGACUGGACUUGAAAUCAUAUCGAAACUCCGUAUCCGUCGACUGAAGAAUGAUCCGGGCUCACGCGGCGCGUGGUGAACCAAAGACGUGCAAUAUAACAAUUAUCGUCAAUAUCACAGAAAUUGAGAAAAGAGAGCUGCGACUGAAGAAUUCAUUCGUAUAUCGUAUUUUUCCAGCGUAGCUCUCGUUUAACUUGAAUUGAGAGGACGAGGGAGAGAGUUGGUAUUAUGACCAGACAAGCAGAGCUCAUUUACAUCCUCGCGAGAGUCUUGAAGGCGACUGAAGAUAUAAUUUUUUAAAAUAUGACGAAAAAAUGACGUUACAUACCGGCUCGAAAUAAUUUUAAUCUUGAAUUAUUUCUGUCUUUUGUAACAUUUAUUUACGUACUUCUUGAAUUUCCGCAUUCGCAUUAUUUAAUGUUGAUUGAUAGCAGAAUGCAUACCUAACGUAACGUCGCUUCAAAGGAAAUCAAUUUUAAUGACAAACAUUGAGUGAGAAGUAUGUAACUAAUUGUCAAAGGAUAGAAAUCUAAUUAGUAAAAUUUGUGUCAAAUUAUCUCUUUCGAAGUUUAGUUUUCAUUUUUUCUUUUCGCGACUUGUUACAUUUCUCGCAAGUGAUCUUAAACUCGUGUGGUUAGCGCCGCGAGUAGUAAUGAAAUUGCCUGAAAUACGUAAUGACAUUUUCAGUAAUUAACGUUAUCUGAAAAAUGUCGAGAAAAUAUACCAACUAUCAAAUACGCACUAAACGAGAUGCUUUACUCGAGAAGCUCGAGAAAUUCACCGAUACACUCUUGUUUUUUUUAAAGGCAUUGAAGACAACUAGACAACUUAAUAUUAUAACACGACUAAGAAUAAGAGAAGCAUAACGUCGACCAAAUAAAAAAAUCCUGUUAGAGUUUCAUAGUGCAAGACCGAUACAGAGGAUUAAUAUGAUACAGCAAUGCAUCGCGUUGUAUGUGAUAACGAGAAGUGGAUAAAGAAUUUGCAAUUUGUCUAUUUCAAUUAUUAAUGUAACAAUAUACUAGUCUAAUUAUUAGGAAAUCGAGUUUCGUAAAAAUUUUAAAAAAUCAUAUACAGGACAUAGAAUAAACGAGUGUAAUUGAAUUAUUGUCGAGUAAAAAUUGGCCACUGGAAUUUACAAAUAUUGAUAUAUCGCUCAUAUUGCAAACACGCGAUGUAUUACUCCAGUUUUACAAUUUCCAUGGACCGUCCAGUUGAAAAGAAAGGAGAGGUUUACCGGAAAAAAAAAAAAAUAACACGUGGCUCCUUUACAGACCAUCUUUUUACACUAAUAAUAGUCAAUUCGAAUUUAAAAAGUGUUCGAUCGUCUAUUCCAUUAAGAUUUCAGUCGAGGAAUCUACCCGUUGGUAUUUCACAAUUUACACAAUACGCGAGAUAACUCGACUAAAUUAGGCUCGAAUCGUCGUAAUUGUGAAAAAUAAUGAAUCUCAAUCAAUGAAAAUUUGGCUAUCCGCGGAUAAUUAAUCGCGGAAUUUUUCUGAUUUCAAAUAGAACGUAUUACGAUUCAUAAAAAAUACAAUUUUAGCAAGGGCGGUGGUAAAACAGCGCAAUCGAAUAAAUCUAACAGACGGACGAACCGAGUCGACGAAUCUUUUCACGUUCAUCACUCGAAGUUACUAUUUGUCUACGCAAGUCAAAGAAUUCCAGGGUUGCCAAGUGCAGUAAUAGUCUUUCAAACUUUUUAAGAAUAUAUCGUUUUCUUUUUUAACCUUAACACAAUGUCAUCAAUCUAAUUUUUACCUUCGCAUUCAAUUUUCAAAGAAAAUGGAAACGGUAUAAAAGGCACGUUUGCUAAUGACUUUAAAUUAAAGAAUUAGAUGAGCUGAAAUUGAUAAACCGGAUGAGACAUUGCGUCACGAGAAAAAGAAAGAUGAUUCUUAAGAAAAUGGAUUUAGACAAUUACUGCACUGACAAUGAAUCCUUCAAUUGUUGCACGAGUUUUCUAUAGUCACAUAUCUAUCCAACGGAUAAAGUCAUCGUUUCAUCUCUGACAAUGACCACAAAGCAAUUUAGCUUUUCUAAGCAAAAAAGUGAGAACAAGAGAAGGAGAGGUGGGGAUCGUUCUCUUUAGAAUACGCGCUUUUUUCUAUGUGUAGACAACCGAUAGCCUGACGCAAUACGAGGAGCAUCCUCGAUGUAGUAUCGAGUAUCUCUUCUUUUUACAAAACUGAUGAAACACAGGAGAAUAACUUCUCGAGACUGAGACAAGAGAGCCGUGACACCGACGAGGGUAUCGGGGUGAGCGCAAUUAAUUAAUAAUAAUUAAGAAAAAAGUGGAGACUAAACGCGAUUGAGAAAAAAGAAGAAUGCAAAAGUUCCUCAAGUUCAAGCCGCGUUUGCCGCGUGCGUUCACAUUCCCGAUAAACGCGAUUUUGCCUGACGAAGCGAAUGUCGUCCGCACGUCGUAAACGCCGCCCACACCACAAGAACAGACUGCCAUUGAGUUUCGAGUGUACUCGUUCGUAAUAAAUAGUUGUAAUUGACCGGGACUAAGCCGAUCUGAGAGAGAGAAAGAGAGAGAGAGAGAGAGAGAGAGAGAGCGAAUGAGGGAAAUGGGAGAUGAAUGCGUGACCGAGUGUGUUGCGUGAUUUAGUGGCGGAUUUACUGACGCAAAUGAGCUCAUUUGUCACCCUUGAAAAUCGUUUUAUAAAUUCUCCCUCAUAACUAUUCCUUUCUUGAAAAUUUGUACUUAUUAAUGAAUAGCCGUAAAUCUCGGUAACGCGACGCGAAGAAGAAUAAAUAUUCAAGAGGCAAUCAUAAAUUUCAAUUAAAGAUUCGAAAUGAAAACGUAGUUGAAAGAAUACCUUCUCUGAAAAAAAUAAAAGAAUGAAAUAAAUGUCUAGAGAAAUACACGUCACAUAGAAAAAAUAUAGAAUUGAAUUAUCUAAGAGAUAUUGCUCGACACUUUUUUGUUUUCAUCUCGAGUCUUUAUCGCUCAUCAUUUUGAAAUUUUUGAAUCCAUCACUGGAGUGAAUGUACGAACGUCUGUAAGAGAGAACGGGACGACCGCGUGUAAUCCUUCCGCGUGAAGUCUUCUUGGGCUGUAAAAUCCAAAUCUCUGUCACCAAGUUCUACCGCGAGAGAGGACGACGUCGUUCCUUGACGUUAGCCGGAGACACGACGCAGUCUAUAAAUUGGCCGUAGGAUUGUGUUGAUCGUACGUCCCGAUAAAAGAAUGAACUCGGAGACCGAUUCGAGACGAAGAUUAACGGCGAGAGAUUAACGAGUUUGGUUGACUGACAAUUUAUUCUAAGAGAAGAGUCUGUGUAUGAAUCGGUAAUAUAAAAUGGAAGGGAAAAAAAAGAUAUAAUUCUCUGUGAUGUAUUUCUAUGAUUUAAUUAUAUGUAAUUAUGGUUAUUCUUACGAUUAUGAUUAAUUAAUAUUAUUUGCGAAUAAAUCGCUGUGCAAGUAUCAAUUAGUGACUAGUGUAAGACAAAAAAAUUGCGCGAUCGAGCAUUGCCAAGAGGCGUAUAUCGCGUUCCUCAGUAUCCUAGAUACUGAAACGUGAGAGAUCGCACAAAUCGUAUAAUUUAUUGCACUAUGAACACGAUCGUUAAUCGCCCCUGUCGAAAGUCGAAAUAUGGGAAUCCAUAUAUAACCGGAAAGAAAAACUGUUUAAAAUUUCUUUCCGAGGAAGCCGGGAAAGAAAGGGAAUAACGUUCAACAAAAUACGUAUUGAUAUUUUCGCGCGAGGAUAUCUCAUUUUAUCCGCGUUAUUUAUUUAUAGCCGAUGAGCGAGUAACAAUAUACGAUUUUCUCAACAAGUAUAUUUGGUGCAAGAGGGUGAACUUGCAGGAAUUAUAUAUAUGUGAAUUUCUCCAAACGAAGAAAUUCGCAAAAUACUCGCUCAUUUAUCAGCAUCCAAUAUCGCUGUGAAAGAUUUUAAGAAUUCGUCAGAAACGCGUGUAAUAUAAUUACACAUAUAAAUUUUAUUGAGAAAAAAUUCUAUGUACGAGAAGAGAGAAAUUAGAAUAACAUAAAGUAACUAAUCGAGAUUUUAAACAGUUAAGUUUCUAAUUAUUAAUAUAUUUCUGCUUCCUCCCCCCUUAUGCUUAUCUUUAAGAAUCAAAAACAUGAAUUCUCCAAGGAGUAAACAGUCUUGUGUGUCGAUCAUUGGUAUUAAUUACGUAUGCUACGUAAAAUAAAAGGGGAUAUCAAAAAUGAGGCGUGUCACGACGCUAGAAACGAUCGGAGAAGCGAUAGGAAAACUAGGUAGUCAUUUAGAGUGCCAGGAAGGAAAGGAAAGAAAGAGAGAGAGAGAAAGAGAUGAAUUGAGAAAAAGAAUGCGUCGAUUUUUUGCGAGUGAGAGUGCGAGAAAGAUUUUCGUCGAUUAAGCUCCGUAAAAUAAUAAGAACGCCGACUGCAUCGCGGCGACUCGAGCGAAUAUCGGAAGUAUACUCGUCAGUAUUUGUGACGGGGAACGAUCCACAUAAUUCGUUCGGGUCGGCGGAUAGCGUUAAGAAUUAUGAUUACUAUCGUACGAGAAAUAGAAGAGAGAUAUCGGAUGCGGCUGGAAAAGAAAGCGGAGGUUUCGUGCUAAGGCGACUUAAGGCGUUUGAGAGCCCGAAUCGGGUACUAACUCAGAACUUGGAGGAAAUCGCCAAUAUUAUACAGGGCGUCCUUGAUCCAGGGCAUUCCUUGGAAUCGAUAUUUUCUCAAAGAAAAUUUGAGCGGGAAAGAGGCUUCCGAGAGUUAUUAGCGAUUGAAAAUGAAAUGCUUUUCGCAAAAUAAUCCUCGGAAGGCAAAUAAGUGGGCAAAAACAUAUUUUGCGAUUAGUUUAAUUUAAUGUAACGUUUUAUCAUUAGAGAUUAGAGGAUUGUGGAGAAGUACGAAAAUUAUGAACUCUCCUGAUAUUUUGUCUAAACAAAAAUGGACCCUAAAUUGGCCGAGAAACUUGAUUAAAAGGACACCCGAUAUUUCGACGACACCCUGUAUUACAGGAUUCCUUUCGAGAGAAACAUGCGCGAAGCGAUAUAUUCGGCUCUUAUCUGCUAUUUCUAUUCUCGAUUGGUACUUUGCCAUGCAUGAUUAUUCUGAAUUUAUUGAAAGAAGAAAAUGACUGAAGGUGGUCAUUAUACGCGAAAAUGUGCCGCAAUAACAAAAAUAAAAAUUACUAACAAAUAAUUCAUUCAGCAAUCAUUUAAAUAAUAAAAUUGAAAUAAAAUUAUUAUAGCACUUUCAUCAAUGCAAAUAUCAAUGCAAAAUAUGUCAUAUUUACCUUCUACUUUUUUUUUAUUGAUUAUCAACAAAAGUUUUCUUUUAUUGAUCAUCAACAAAAAGAUCAGUUAUAUACACUUUAAGAUUGAUACAAUGAAAUAAAUCGGAGAGUGAUACUCCAGAGUUGUCGCGGCGCAUUAAUAGCGAAUAAUAGCGAGAUUACCUUAGUCGGGCAAAACCGAGCGAGAGAGCGGACAUGGGAGAGAAAGAGAUAGCGAGAGAGUGAGAAAAUGCGUUAGACAAAGAUACGUGAAAGAGCGCGAAGUGUCUUAGAACUAAUGGAAUUCCUCUGCGCGAAUGCACGGAACGCGCUAACACAAGCAGCCACCUCCGAACGAGAAGUCUUCAAUACCAUUUGCAUAUUGCUUUAUUGUUACACGAACAUUAUAACGAUAUAUUACAUUUAAAAAAAAGGAAGGAAUAUUACAGGUACAGCGGUACGCAUACGAUUAAAGCGUGAGUUCCACGACGCGACGGCGACGAUCGCGCGGACAAGUUUUCGACGUAUAUAGCUCGCGAGAACUUUGUCAUUUCGCGCUCGGGAUUUUCGAGAACGCGUUUCCAGCAUCUCCGGUCUUUUCUCGUGAAACGGUCGCACGUGUCAAAUUUUGACACAAUUAAAAGUCGGCGGUACAGAGAAAGGCACGAUAAAAAAUUUACCAUCUGUCAUUCAGCUAAGUGAUUGGCUGAUCGACAAAUUUUCCAGGCCAAUGAGAUGUGUUUUACUUUCUUUUCCAGUGAAGAUAAAAUAUCGUUUUUUCGCUUAUCACGAUAAUUCUGGAGGAAAGUCGAGAAUUAUCGGCGGGUUGCGUAAUAAAUCUGAUUUGCGCUAAUCAUGUCCGAUCCGAAAGACUCUUCCGCGCGAUCAGAACAUAUUCGAGACGUCCUGGAACACAUACAUACUUUUAGAUACUACGCGUUACGUUUUUGUAUUUACGAUGAAAAAUCUACGAGAUGGGAGACGGACUUGCUUUUCCCUCUUUUCUACUACUUUGUAUAUUACCAAAUAAUCGUUAAUUAGAAAAGUUAUUGUAACUAGCGUUUCGUUAUCUUAAUCAACAAGAUUUUAUUAAGCGGAAUAUAUAACGACGGCGAACGAUAUCGCUUAACCGUCGUUAUCGCAACGAUGCGGCCUGAUUUACGCGUUUCUGUUGUUGCUUUACGUGAUUUACACCAUUUAAUUCGCGUGUGUACUUGUCAACGAGCGGGAGAUCGACGUUUAUCACCGAUUCUUCCUCCAUCUCAUUUCCCUUCGCCUAUAAAAGAAUCUUUUAGCAUUCGAUUCACGUUGCGUAAAAUAAUGUUUUUCAUAGCUCGGAAAGUCUGCCAGCAUUUAUUCGACUGAUUAUAGAUACGCGAAACUACGUUGAUACAAGGCAACGUUUAAUAAACGUGAUCUCCCGCGUGACAAUUCUCCUUUUUAAGAAUUUCUGUGAAUCAAGUGGCAUCGUUCCUGAAUAUCUCUCUCAUUAUACGAUAAAGUAUAAUAAACCUCGCAAAUCUGUCGACGUUGGAAAGCAAUCGACUGGUUCCUUAGAAGCCAGAGAGCCAAGAGAUUGCGCCAAGAGAAGUACAAAUCAUAAAAAAAAGAGAAAAUGGAAAAGAGAAAAAGAUGGUAAAUGCGAAAAAAAAUCAUUCGAAGAUGAGGUAAUGUGACCAAUACCGAAAAAGGUGUAAUAUUUGACUUUAGUUUCAUCGCUUUUCAUUCAUUACCUUUGAUUAUAUUAUUGCUUGUAACAUUCAUUCGAAAUACCUUGAAUACAAAAAAAAAGUAAUAAACCAUGUUAUCCGCUUGUUUCGUCCCUUGUAUAAAACCCUACCUGUGAUAUACUAAUAAAGCAAAUUGGAUUUCGAUA